UCACAUUCCAUCUUAGAUUUUCCAUUGUUUAAUUUUAGCUAAAACCGACUAGCAAUCUGUGUGAAAUAAGCAGAUUGGAGGAGGAAAAAUUGAUACAGAAUAAAUAGUAGGCAAGGCAGCACAAUGGAAGACAAGACACCUCGUUACCAGUCAAUAGUUUCAGAAAUUACAGACAGAUGGGGUGGAGUUCAAAAUAGAAUGGAAAUUGAUGUUAAGCCAAUCACCUUGCCUGAUCUGUCAUAUCCAAUGACACUUAGCCGUAGAGAGAACUUCUCUCCUUUCCUGCCACAUCACAGGAAAAUGGCUUCAAGACUAGUGGAAACAUUUCUUGGAAUGCGGACAUAUGAAGAUUUUCUUUCCUUGUCAGUCUAUUGUCGUGAUCGUAUAAAUCCAUACAUGUACACUUACGCAUUGUCAAUUGCAAUGCUUCAUCGUUCAGAUACACAUGAACUUCCUCUGCCACCUCUAACGGAAGUGUUUCCAGACAAGUAUAUGGAUGGUGCAGUUUUUUCACAAGCUCGUCAGGAAGCAAAUGUUGUCAGCAGUGAGAACAGGCUUCCAAUCAUAAUUCCACUGGAUUACACUGCUUCUGAUCUGGAGCCAGAGCACCGUGUUGCAUACUUUCGGGAGGAUAUAGGCAUAAAUUUACUGCACUGGCAAUGGCAUCUUUAUUACCCAUUCUCUGGCAUGAUGGAAAUUGUCAAGAAAGAUCGUCGAGGUGAACUGUUCUAUUAUUUUCAUCAACAGAUCGUAGCAAGGUACAACUUUGAGCGGCUGAGCAACAAGCUUGCUCGUGUAAAACGCUUACUGAAUUGGCACGAACCAGUGGAGGAAGGCUACUUUCCAAAACUUGAUAAUAUCGUUUCCAGCAGAGUUUGGCCCCCAAGGAAUUCAUUUACGACUCUCCGGGACAUAAACAGAGAACUAGAUCAAAUUAAGUUUGAUAUCCAGGAUUUAGAGCGUUGGAGGGACCGCAUCUUUGAAGCUAUCCACAGUGGAUCUGUUAUAAAUGAAAAAAAGCAAAUUGUUGAACUGACAGAAACUGAUGGCAUAGAUAUUCUUGGUAACAUCGUAGAUGCAAGCAUACUGUCUAUCAACCCCAAUCUGUACGGCGAUCUACACAACCUUGGCCAUGUUAUGAUGGGAUUCUGCCAUGAUCCUGAUGCCAGACAUCUCGAAACAUUUGGGGUCAUUGCUGAUCCAGCAACAACAAUGAGGGAUCCUAUAUUCUACAGGUGGCAUGCUUUCAUAGACGGCAUCUUCCAGGAGCACAAGAAGGUUCUUCCUAGGUACACUGUCCAGCAGCUAAGCUUUGAUUAUGUUCAUGUUACUGGUGUUGAAGUCGUAUCAGAGAAAGCUCCAAAGAAUGAAUUUGUCACAUACUGGCAGCAAAAUGAUAUAGAUCUUUCACGGGGACUUGACUUUGCACCACGAGGUCCAGUGUUCGUUCGUUUCACACAUUUGCAGCAUGCACCAUUUGUCACCAAGAUACAAGUUGAAAAUAAAGGACCUCAAAGACCAGGAACUGUGAGAAUUUUCAUGGCACCAAAGUACGAUGAAAGAGGUCUUCCAAUGUUGUUAAGAGACCAGAGAUCCCUCUUCAUUGAAAUUGACAAGUUCUCUGUGCAGUUAAAGAGUGGUAGCAACAUCAUACAGCGCCGUUCAGAUGAAUCAUCAGUAACAAUACCAUUUGAGAGAACAUUCCGCAAUUUGACUGGAGUAGGAGAGUCUCAACAGGUGGCAGAAUAUACCUAUUGUGGCUGUGGAUGGCCACAACACAUGUUGAUACCAAAGGGGCGCCAAGGGGGCCUACCUGCUGAGUUCUUUGUCAUGGUAUCAGAUGGUAGUAUAGACAAGGUUGAACAACCCCCUCCAGAACAAAAUUGUCGUGCAGCUCAUAGUUACUGUGGAUUGCACAAGCGUCUCUACCCAGAUCGCCGCAGCAUGGGCUACCCCUUUGACCGCGUGCCAAGAGACGGUGUAAAUACUUUACGCGAGUUCAUGACACCAAACAUGGGCUUAAUUGAUGUGAAAAUAAGGCAUUAUGAAACCACUGUAGGCCCAGGGCCUGGAAAUGUUCCUGUGCUGCCUCCUAAUCUGAGCAAACUAUGA
Schistocerca piceifrons (Central American locust) is the source of this 2112-nucleotide messenger RNA. Its product is annotated as phenoloxidase 1-like. The transcript has 12 exons. Lineage: Eukaryota; Metazoa; Arthropoda; Insecta; Orthoptera; Acrididae. Gene Ontology annotation, molecular function: oxidoreductase activity. The coding region runs from base 124 to 2112 and encodes 662 amino acids. The record is from RefSeq and is a predicted model, not a curated record.